AGCGUUCCUACGCUGCAGAGUUCAGACUUUUCUCUCCAGAGGAUCCUUCUCUCAUGGGUCCCAAACCAAAAAAGCCUGCCGGCAAGAAAAAGAUCACCAAAGCUGAGCGACUGCGGCUGCUGCAGGAGGAGGAAGAGAAACGCCUGAAGGAGGAAGAGGAGGCUAGACUGAAAUUGGAAAAAGAAGAACAGGAAAGGCAGGAAAUACAGCGGAUUGAGAGGGAAAAGUGGCAUCGACUGGAAGAGAAAGACCUUGAAAGGAGAAACGAAGAAUUUGAAGAGCUUACUUUGCUAGAGGACUGUUUUCCUGAGGCAGAGAAACUGAAGCGGGAAAGCAGAGCACUGUCCCAGUGGAAGCACUACCUCGAGUGUGAUGGGAGCCCUGACCCUUCGAUUGCUCAGGAGAUGAACACUUUCAUUAGCUUGUGGGAAGAGGAGACAAAUGAGACCUUCGAGCGAGUGAUUGAGAAAAGCAAACUGGUGCUGUCUUUGAUCAAGAAGCUGAAGUUAAUUUUACUGGAGACGCCGUCCUGUGAUCUAGGAGACAGGAUGGUUGCGCAGCAUCAAGGGUCAAUUUUGCGGCUGCAGGAGCUCCUCAGUCAGAAGGUGGACGUGGCCACAGAGCUGCUUCUCCGAGAAGCUAGCACCUUAGCAGAUCUGGACAGUGGGAACAUGGAAAAAAUCAUUCAAGACGAGAAUGUCACCCUGUAUGUGUGGGCAAACCUAAAGAAGAACCCCAGGUAUCGAAGUGUGAAAUUCUCUGGAACACAAAUUGGAUUUGAAAUCCCAAAGAUACUAGCUACAAGUGAUGUCGCCCUUCGGCUCCUACACACACGCUAUGAUCAUGUCACCCCCCUGUUCCCCACCUCCGUCCCUGGGGAAGAGCGCACCCCCAUCGUACAGGAGGAGUUCAGAAAAGAAAAGAGCACAGAGAAGGCCGUCAGCACAGAGAAGGCCGUCAGCACAGAGAAGGCCAUCAGCACAGAGAAGGCCAUCAGCACAGAGAAGGCCGUCAGCACAGAGAAGGAGGCCACCAGCCAAGAUGAGGAGCCAGGGCUGAAACAAGACAGAGAGUUCAGCUUAGUCCCAGAGGAGGGGAUCAUGUCUGAGGCACUAGAGGACAAUGAAGUACAAAGGAUUUCCUACCAGGAGGAUGAAAAUGCCGAAGCUACCAAAUAUGAACUGGAGAUGCGAUUGCUAAGUGAAGCUGUCUCAGCAGCACAGCUGCACCUGGUGGAGAACAUUGUGGAUCUGCCGGAGAUCCAUGAAAACGAGGUGGACUUGUGCCAUUUCUCAACCCUGGGCGGAGUGUACCACCUGGACAUCCUAGCGCUGCCCCCUCAGUGCAAGCCAGUGAAGGGCUGGGUGCUGGUGGAGAUACGCCAAGAAGGAUUACAGAGGUUUACAUAUCCUCCAGAAAACACAGACGAACCCGAUCCAGAAAGUGCCUUUCCACCCAUAGAGGUCACACUGGAGGUCUGCGAGAACGUGAUCUUCUUUGAGGACCCCCAGGUCAUAAGGUGGGAUGCUGAAGGUAAGCUCUGGAGGACAGAUGGCAUCAGCUGUGUUGUUUACCAUCGAGAAGAGAGGCUCAUCACCUUCAAUUUGGAUACUUUGGGCCCCGUCACCUUGAUUCAAGACGCCCAUAUUAACAUGCCUUACCAGUCCUGGGAACUGCGACCCCUCGGUGUGAACAGGGUCCUCAUCACUGUGACCACGCUUUUCACCAAGCUCCAGAUACACAUCAAGGAAAACCUCUGCAUGUUAGCGUCAAUCAAACUGAGAAGCCAGGAGCACCUGUCUCAUUUAGAAGGGAAGUGGAUGAGGCCCGCGCCCUUCAUCAUGGCUUUGAAGGAGGCGGGGCUGAACAUCUUCCCGACUGUGUACUCUCACUUCUAUGUCGUCAUCAACAACAAGGUCCCCAUGGUGGAGGUGAAGGCCUAUCGACAAAUGGCCCUACUGAGCUCUGCUUUCGCAUUCAGAUGGAGCAAGUGGAACAUGAGCUGCAAUUCCUCCAGAGUCGUGUUUAGGAUGAAGGAAGGCCUGGCAGAGGAAGCAGAGGAGCAUCUCUGGGCCCUCCUCAUGUUCAGCGGUGACAGGGCACAGUUGCUGAAGAUCAGGGAAGACAGCGAGGUAUUCUCCGAGGCCCUCAAGGAGGAAACUGAGUUUCACUCUACUUUGUACCACAUGGCGAAGGACUUUGCCUCCCCAGAGGCAAUGGAGAAGGUGAGGCACUCAAAUUGCCAGUUCAUCGACUCCGUGUGCCACAUGCUGCUGUCCACCCGGGUUCUUAGCUUUUCCUAGUCUUCAGGCCCGUGUGA
Messenger RNA from Chionomys nivalis (European snow vole), 2320 nucleotides. RefSeq names its product dynein axonemal intermediate chain 7 (gene Dnai7). Gene Ontology annotation, cellular component: axoneme. NCBI's taxonomy places the organism in Eukaryota, Metazoa, Chordata, Mammalia, Rodentia, Cricetidae. Gene Ontology annotation, molecular function: beta-tubulin binding; microtubule binding. The record is from RefSeq and is a predicted model, not a curated record. The coding region runs from base 54 to 2303 and encodes 749 amino acids. The transcript is spliced from 16 exons.